Trypanosoma cruzi is the source of this 897-nucleotide messenger RNA. RefSeq lists its product as uncharacterized. Bases 1 to 897 code for a protein of 298 amino acids. Lineage: Eukaryota; Euglenozoa; Kinetoplastea; Trypanosomatida; Trypanosomatidae. The transcript has a single exon. The record is from RefSeq and is a predicted model, not a curated record.
AUGCACAGCCCCUCCUCGGCUUUGUCCUGUGACUCUGCGGAGAGCAUCUACAACCUGCUGUCUGCCGUGCAGGCGCAGGCAAAUGCGGACGAGGAGGAAAUAAAGACACGGCGUCUCCAUAUCGCCAACUGUGAACGGGAGAUGGAGCGGACAAACGAGGAGAUACGAUUUCUCUCUGAGCAGCAUGAGGAGGCACUUGACGAGGUGAGGGCGAAGCGACUACGCGGGGAGGAGCAGAAGUUACGCCAUGCGGGUGCGGUGGAAAUGCUCCAGUGCACACGGGAGGAGGUGGCGGGCGUGGUCGACGCGCUUUUUGCGUGCGAGCUGCCGCUCCACCCGGUGGCGGCGGCGGCCGGCGCGUCUUUUGAGACGCCGCAGGAGAGUUUGCCUCCGGCAAUGAUUCGCAGCGUCACAACGAGCCUGAAGGAAAAAAUCAGAGCGGCAACUGAGCAGCGGCAAAGUCAGGUUACAGAGCCGCAGCGUCUCUUCACCGCAGUGGCACAAGAGGCCAGUUUGGGCAAUGAUGCGGGCAAUGUCUUUGCAGUGCGCUUCCGACAAGAUGCAGCAUCAGAGGCAUCAUCCGAUCCGACCAACAACACCGCUAUUGUUAGUGAAUCUGCUGUUGUGGAAGUUGUCUCCUCUCCGUCCGAGCGCCCGCGGCGAAAAGUUAUCACAUUUAACGAUGCUCAGCUGGAGGGGCACAUCGAGAAGAAUCAUUCAUCCCCAUCAUCAUCAUCGUCAUCUACUGCCGCGCUAUCGGAAGCUCCUCCCAGAAAAGGUUUGGAGCAGCAGGAGGAGAUGCGUCCUGCUGCCGUUGUUUCGGUUUAUGGCGUGCUCAACAUGAAACGCCUUCCUCGACGAACAUUUUGGCAAAAGGAACCUCGCCUACAGAAAUAG